AUGCUGGGCCCCCACCUCCCACCACCACCUGCUGGGCUCAAUGAAGAGGGUCCCACUCCCUGCACCUUUGGGAUCCCGGAUGGGAGCUACAGGUGUCUGGCCCUGGAGACCGAGGAGAGUGGCGGUGAAGAGGGCCUUCAGGGAGAGGUAGGGCUCACGGACCUGGAGGAGGACGGGGUGGCCAGCAGGAGUGGGGACAAAUCGGCCUGCAGAACCACCCAAGGGGCACUACAGCUGCCCAGAGCUCUGGGCACUCAGCCACCAAGCUGCUCCAGGGAGGCACGAGGUGGGUCCCAGCAUGAUGACAGGGCCAACCAGGACUGGGAUGCAGCAAAGGCCCAGCAGGUGAUGGCAGCCAGCCCCAGCCCCAGCCCCAGCCCCAGCCCCAGCCCUGGCCCCAGGGUGGCCCAGAAACCAGCACUGGGCUGUAGCACUAGCCUCACCGAGAGGGAUCUGAAAGAGGCCAAGGCACGGAGCCAGCAGAUCGCAGCCCAGCUGACCACCCCUCCCAGCUCUAACUCCCGUGGCGUCCAGCUCUUCAAUAGGCGCCGGCAGAGGGUGAACGAGUUCACCUUGGAAAGCCACGGCCGGAGAGACCAGAAGCCCAGCCAGGAGUGCUUCAGACUGCACCCUGCUAGCCCCACAGGCCAUGCCCGGGGGCCCGGCCUGAGUCCCACAUCACUCGCCGAGUCAGGCCGUCCAAGGAACCCCCAACCCCAGAGCCCUGGCACAGGGAUCUCAGGCCACAGCAUGGAAGGGUACUCAGACGAGGCCAGCUUGCUGCGGCACCUGGAGAAGGUGGCCAGUGAGGAAGAAGAGGUGCCGCUGGUGGUUUAUUUAAAGGAGAACGCAGCCCUGCUGACGGCCAAUGGGCUCCACCUGUCCCAGAACCGCGAGGCCCAGCAGGCCCCACCGACCCCGCCUCCGGCUGAAGUCCAUAGCUCAACUGCAGGUGUCAACCAAAAUCUUUCCUCACCCAGCACCACACUCACUACACCAGCUUCUAACAGCAACCACAACCUGCCAGACACUGAUGUCAACCAGAACCCACCGGCAACUGUCAUUCCACAGAGCCUGGCACUUUCUAGCACCCAACAGGAUUCUUCUGAGGAAGAGCUCCCGCCAAAUGGCACAGUGCCAGAUUCCAAACCCAGCACCCUGUGUGUUGGCGGGCAGCCCCAGGCGCCAGCUGCAGAAGUGAAAUCCAGCACACUCCUAAUUGAUAAGAUAUCAACUCCAGCUUCCGUCACCAACACCUUCUCCAAGGAAGCCACUCCCAUCCCCAGCUCGGAGGCCUCAACACCAGAGUUCAUGUCCAGCUCUCUGCUCAUCGACAUCCAGCCCAUUGGCCUAGGGAUGUCAGCAGAACAAGAGAUGCCUGGGCGGGCAGCCACCACCACACCUGCCAAGCUGUAUAGUGAGGUCCACCUCACACUGGCCAAACCUCAGUCAGUGGUUAACAGGACGGCCAGGCCCUUUGGGAUCCAAGGAUCAGGGGGUACCAGCCAUAUGGAACGAAGCCCGAUGGUAGAGAGACGAAAUCUCGGGGAGAAGGCCCUGGCCCCCCAUACCCCCAGCCUGGCAGAUAGAAGCCCCCAGCCACAGAGACACACAAUGUCCUACAGCCCCAUGGUGGAGAGACAGCCCUUAAUGCAACGAAGUCCAGCUUUGGAGAGACGGCCCUUGGGGAACUUCACCCCACCCCCCACCUAUGCCGAGACCUUGUCUACGGCCCCCCUGGCUUCCCGGGUUAGGUCUCCACCCUCUUAUUCUGCCCUGUACCCCAGCUCUGACCCUAAGCCUUCCCAUUGGAAGGGCCCGGCAGUUCCCACCAGCAAGACAGGCAUUUUGGAGGAGUCAAUGGCCCGCCGGGGCAGCCGGAAAUCCAUGUUCACCUUUGUGGAGAAGCCCAAGGUGACUCCGAAUCCAGACCUGCUGGAUCUGGUGCAGACGGCUGAUGAGAAGCGGAGGCAGAGGGACCAGGGGGAGGUGGGCGUGGAGGAGGAGCCCUUCGCACUGGGGGCCGAGGCCUCCAACUUCCAGCAGGAGCCAGUGCCCCGGGAUAGGGCCAGCCAUGCAGCAACCGAGGAGGCCCUUCCGGAGUGGGCCUCGUGCCUCAAGUCGCCCCGCAUCAAGGCCAAGCCAAAGCCCAAACCCAACCAGAACCUCUCUGAGGCCUCUGGGAAGGGGGCUGAGCUCUAUGCUCGCCGGCAGUCUCGGAUGGAGAAGUAUGUCAUUGAGUCUUCAGGUCACACCGAGCUGGCCCGCUGCCCUUCACCCACUAUGUCCCUGCCUUCAUCCUGGAAAUACUCUACUAAUGUCCCUGGGAGCCUCCGAGUAGCCUCUCGCAGCCCGGCCCGAACCCCACCUGCCUCCCUCUACCAUGGCUACCUGCCUGAGAAUGGAGUCCUGCGCCCAGAGCCCACCAAACAGCCGCCAUACCAGAUGCGGUCCUCACUCUUUGUCCUCUCACCCAUCAAGGAACCUGCCAUGGUCUCGCCAAGAGCUGCCUCACCAAGAGGUGCAUCACCAAGAGCUGCCUCACCUGCCAAACCAAGCUCCCUGGACCUGGCGCCCAGCCUGCCCAAGGCGGCUCUGCCACCAUCUCCUGCCCUGCCUCGGCCCUCGCGUUCCUCACCGGGCCUCUACACCUCGCCUGGCCAAGAUGGUCUCCAGCCCACUGCUGUGAGCCCUACCUACAGCAGCGAUAUCUCCCCCGUGUCUCCCUCCAGGGCAUGGUCUCCUCGAGCUAAGCAGGCCCCACGGCCCUCUUUCUCCACCCGCAACGCCGGGAUCGAGGCUCAGGACCGCCGGGAGAACCUGCCAACCUCCCCGCCCUGGACGCCCGGCGCGUCCCGGCCCCCCAGCAGCCUGGACGGCUGGGUGAGCCCGGGCCCUUGGGAGCCAGGCUGCGGGAGCAGCAUGAGCAGCCCUCCGCCGCUGCCGCCGCCGCCGCCCAUGUCCCCCUCGUGGAGCGAACGCUCCAUAUCCCCGCUGCGUACCGAGCCCGAGGCGCGGCCACCCAGUCGCCAGCUGCAGGCGCUACUGGCGCGAAACAUCAUCAACGCGGCCCGGCGCAAGAGCGCCUCCCCGCGGCCACCCGGCGCCGAGAGCCUGCGGCCCUUCUCUCCGCCCCAGGCGCCGGCGCCGCCGCCGCCGCCGCGCAUGCGCUCGCCACAGCCAGCCCGCCCGGGCUUAGUAGCCGCGAUCGGGACAACGUUCGCCCCGAUUCCGCGGAGCCAGCUGCCAGCCGGGCCCUCGCCUUGCGCCAGCCCCCGGAGCCCGCUACCAGCGGCACCCAAGCCUUUCCCCUACCGCCGCUCGCCCACGGACUCCGACGUGUCCCUCGACUCCGAGGACUCCGGAGCCAAGUCUCCAGGCAUCCUCGGCUAUAACAUCUGCCCCCGCGGGUGGAACGGCAGCCUGAGGCUCAAGCGUGGCAGCCUGCCAGCCGAGGCCUCCUGCACCACAUAAAUCCUGUCCCCCACUCCACCCCAGGCGGGCCGGGCCCGGAGAAGAGCCGUCGGGCCUGAUGAACUCCGGCAUCACGUCCCCCGGGGUCUGGCCUCUUUGCACAGUUCCAAAGAUUGGGGGGAGGGGCAGGGGAGAACAGCUCUGGAUUUGGGGGUGACUUAGAGAUCCAAGAUUGGAUCCUAGGCCUUACUCUGUCAUUCAGUCGCUGUGUGACCCUAAACAGACCGUCUCUCUGGCCUUCGGCUUUCCCAUCUGUUUAAUGGGGCUUUGGCCAAGGCGAUCUCUGAACGUCUAAAUCCCCCCUUCCUAUCAAUAUACAGAGCCCUGGUGGCGCAGUGGUUAAGCGGUCGGCUGCUAACCAAAAGGCGCAGUUAGAAUCCAGCAGCUGCUUCUUAAGAGGCAGGGCGUUGUGUAUAUGGACCCCUAGACUUGCUGCAUUCCAGGGUUCCAGACUCCUCUCCCCUCCUGGCUUUGUACUCUGGAGCCUGGCAAAUGAGUGUAUUCAGAAGAUCCUAGGCCCAUGUCCCCUGUCCAGGCCCUGGCCUGACCACCUGGCUCCCUGGCACCAAGUCCCAGCCAGGAGCAGCUGUUUUCCAUCCUUUCCCAGACAAGCUCUAUUUUUACCAUGGUGACCUUUAGAGAGGCCUCCUGGGCCAGCUCAAGGUGCCCGCUGGCCCCUUUGGAGAGAAGUGGGAUGAUUCCCCCAAGCUCUGCUAAUGCUACGUUCUCUUCCACCCCAGCUCAGGCUGUCCAGGGUAUCUCAUCUGCAGCCAGGGAGGACAGCUGUGAGACUAUGGCUUCCCUCAGGCCAGAGUCUGGGCCUCCUGGUCUCUAUAGGUGCCUCCCACCCAUCUCUCCCUUCUGAACCCUUUCGUGGCAGGCUCUGGGCUCAAAGCUGAGCUGGGGAGAGAGAGGGAGAUAAGGAGCAACCUUGUGGCUUUAGCUGAUGGCCCCUGAGUUUUGGGUUGUCCAUUUGGAAAGAGGGAGGUGAAGAGUUCCUUGUUAGGGCAGGUAUGCAAUAGAGGGGAUUCCAGCAGGGGGCGGGAUUAAGCUCAGAUGACCUCUGAGGAGGUCUUUCAGUUCCAAAAUGGAUUCCAUGAUAUUAUGAAGGGGGAUGGGGGCUUGAACUUAGGGGGAGAUAGAUGAGCUUAGGUGGGUGAGUGAGGGGUUUGCGCCAGGAUCUGCCUGUGUUUCUGGCCCAGUAGGAGGUACCCACCUCUUCAGUUUCAGGCCCCAGCCCCAGGGUUCACAUUGGGCCCAGAUGAGUGGAAUGGCUGUUCUGCCUAAUUUCUUUCCUGUAACACUGGCCUAACUAGUGCCUGGUACCCAGCGACCUUGGGGAGCCUGGCUGCAGGCUCUAGCCUGUCCUCUAAGCCUGGUGGCUCUGAUUCCAAUCCCCAGAAGGGACAGGGAAGGAAUGUGGCGGUGAGUUCCAUUGGUCUACAGCUGGCUGAUAGCGCCCUCUAGAGAUCAGACUGUCAGCUUCAGGAUGCUCUGGGUUGGGUGAGGAUCAAAGUAUGUUGGUGGAAAGGAUGCUAGGAUGUUGCUGAGGGACAGAGUGUGAUUUGGGGGUACCAGUGGAGUCACCCACCCCUUAGGAUGAUUUAGACCCAGGGCCCCUAAGUGAGGUUGGGGACAGCUGAGGUCAGGGUAGAAGAGUUGGGGUGGGAGCAGAGUGCUUUGGGAUAAAAGAGAUCCCUGAGGAUUUGGAACACAGGCCCUGGUGGUGGGAAGAGCUGAGGGUGCUCCUGCUGGGUCAAUGAUGAGUCAUCACAUUUACCACUUGCCCAUCUGCUGUAAGGUCUCCUGUAGUGUGGGAGGAGGGGGCUGAGAAGGGCUGUCUCAGAGAAGAGACACGAUCUGAACUCUGGCUGGUGCAGUGGCGUAGAGGAUCCACUUCUACCUGCAUUUCCCCAAAGGGCCAGCAGGAGGCAGCCUUGAGAAGCUGCAGUUCUGUCUCUGGCUGUUCUCUGCUGGUCACUGCCUCUUCCCUGCCCACAGCUCUAACCCACGAGAGCUUGCCUGUGUCCAGCCCUUGCCUCAUGUAGAAAUCAGCCCCAGCUCUCAAUAAAUGCUUCCUGCAUCCUUCUGCCUCCUAUGUCA
Molecule: messenger RNA, 5577 nt
Organism: Loxodonta africana (African savanna elephant)
Lineage: Eukaryota; Metazoa; Chordata; Mammalia; Proboscidea; Elephantidae
Gene: SYNPO
Product: synaptopodin
Exons: 3
Coding region: 1-3474 (1157 amino acids)
Biological process (GO): modification of dendritic spine; positive regulation of actin filament bundle assembly; spine apparatus assembly
Cellular component (GO): stress fiber; nucleus; spine apparatus
Molecular function (GO): actin binding
Source: RefSeq, a predicted model, not a curated record